Striga hermonthica is the source of this 231-nucleotide messenger RNA. The record is from the annotation of a GenBank genome assembly. Lineage: Eukaryota; Viridiplantae; Streptophyta; Magnoliopsida; Lamiales; Orobanchaceae.
AUGUCUGCUGCUGUGGGUUGUGGGUCUGUAUCGGGUUCUUGGGCUCAGGUUAAGGACAGAAUUAAUUUGGGGAAUAGAAACUGUAGAAACAAGAAUGGAUUUAAGGUUAGCUGUGUGUUGUCUUCUUCUGCCGUGAGCGAUUCGUACAGGACUCUGAGGAUUCGUCCCGGUGCCUCUGAAUCUGAGGUCAAGAAAGCUUUUAGGAAGCUUGCUCUUCAGAAAUUUGGAUAG